Mya arenaria is the source of this 2874-nucleotide messenger RNA. RefSeq lists its product as uncharacterized. The transcript has 4 exons. The record is from RefSeq and is a predicted model, not a curated record. NCBI's taxonomy places the organism in Eukaryota, Metazoa, Mollusca, Bivalvia, Myida, Myidae. The coding region runs from base 1 to 2874 and encodes 957 amino acids.
AUGCUAACCUCACGCUACCACGCCGCCAGACUGCUAACCUUACGCUACCUCACUACCAGACUGCUAAACUCACGCUACCACGCUGCCAGACUGCUAACCUCGAGCUUCCACGCUUCCAGACUGCUAACCUCAUGCUACCUCACUGCCAGACUGCUAACCUCACGUUACCACGCUGCCAGACUGCUAACCUCACGCUACCACGCUGCCAGAUUGCUUAACUCACGCUACCUCACUGCCAGACUGCUAACCUCAGGCUACCACGCUGCCAGACUGCUAACCUCACGCUACCACGCUAUAAUACUGCUAACCUCACGCUACCACGCUGCCAGCCAACUAAACUCACGCUACCGCGCUGCCAGCCUGCUAACCUCACGCUACCUCACUGCCAGACUGCUAACCUCACGCUACCGCGCUGCCAGACUGCUAACCUCACGCUACCGCGCUGUCAGACUACUAACCUCACGCUACCUCACUGCCAGACUGCUAACCUCACGCUACCACGCUGCCAGACUGCUAAACUCACGCUUCCACACUGCCAGACUGCUAACCUCACGCUUCCUCACUGCCAUAUUGCUAACCUCAGGCUACCACGCUGCAAAACUGCUAACCUCACGCUACCACGCUGUCAGACUGCUUACCUCACGCUACCACGCUGCCAGCCUACUAAACUCACGCUACCGCGCUGCCAGCCUGCUAACCUCACGCUACCUAACUGCCAGACUGCUAACCUCACGCUACCGCGCUGCCAUACUGCUAACCUCACGCUACCGCGCUGUUAGACUACUAAUCUCACGCUACCACGCCGCCAGACUGCUAAUCUUACGCUACCACGCUGCCAGACUCACGCUACCGCGCUGCUACCACGCUGCAAAACUGCUAACCUCACGCUACCACGCUGUCAGACUGCUUACCUCACGCUACCACGCUGCCAGCCUACUAAACUCACGCUACCGCGCUGCCAGCCUGCUAACCUCACGCUACCUAACUGCCAGACUGCUAACCUCACGCUACCGCGCUGCCAGACUGCUAACCUCACGCUACCGCGCUGUUAGACUACUAAUCUCACGCUACCACGCCGCCAGACUGCUAACCUUACGCUACCACGCUGCCAGACUCACGCUACCGCGCUCCCAGACUACUAACCUCACGCUACCACGCUGCCAGACUGCUAACCUCACGCUACCACGCUGCCAGACUGCAAACUCACGCUACCGCGCUACUGCUAACCUCACGCUAUCACGCUGCCAGACUGCUUAUCUCACGCUACCACACUGCCAGACUGCUAACCUCACGCUACCACGCUGCCAGACUGCUAACCUCACGCUACCACGCUGCCAGCCUACUAGCUUCAAGCUACCACACUGCCAGACUGCUAACCUCACGCUACCUCACUGCCAGACUGCUAACCUCACGCUACCAAGCUGCCAGACUGCUAACAUCACGCUGCUUACCUCACGCUACCACACUGCCAGCCUUCUUACUUCAUACUACCACGCUGCCAGUCUGUUGACUUCAUGCUUCCACGCUGCUACCUUCACGCUACUACGCUGCCAGGCUGCUUACCUCACGCUUCUACGCUGCCUUGCUGCUACCUUCACGCUACCACGCUACGAGGCUGUCAACUUUACGCUACCAAGCUGCGAGUCUGCUAACCUCAGGCUACCACACUGCCAGGCUGUUCAUUUCGGGCUAUUACACUGCAAGGCUGCUAACUUCACACUACCACGCAGCCAGACUGCUCAUUUCACGCCAUCAUACUGCCAGGAUGCUAACGUCAUGAUAGCACGCUUCCAGACAGCUCAUUUCACGCUACCACACUGCCAGGCUGCUAACGUGACGAUACCACGCUGCCAGACUGCUCAUUUUACGCUACCACACUGCCAGGCUGCUAAAUUCACACUACCACGCUGCCAGACUGCUCAUUUCACGCUACCACACUGCCAGGCUGCUAAAUUCACACUACCACGCUGUCAGACUGCUCAUUUCACGCUACCACACUGCCAGGCUGCUAACGUGACGAUACCACGCUGCCAGACUGCUCAUUUUACGCUACCACACUGCCAGGCUGCUAAAUUCACACUACCACGCUGCCAGACUGCUCAUUUCACGCUACCACACUGCCAGGCUGCUAAAUUCACACUACCACGCUGUCAGACUGCUCAUUUCACGCUACCACACUGCCAGGCUGCUAAAUUCACACUACCACGCUGCCAGACUGCUCAUUUCACGCUACCACACUGCCAGGCUGCUAACUUCACACUACCACGCUGCCGAUCUGCUCAUUUCAUGCUACCACACUAUCAGGCUGCUAACGUCACGAUACCACGCUGCCAGACUGCUCAUUUCACGCUACCACACUGCCAGGCUGCUAAAUUCACACCACCACGCUGCCAGACUGCUCAUUUCACGCUACCACACUGCCAGGCUGCUAAAUUCACACCACCACGCUGCCAGACUGCUCAUUUCAGGCUACCACACUGCCAGGCUGCUAAAUUCACACUACCACGCUGCCAGACUGCUCAUUUCACGCUACCACACUGCCAGGCUGCUAAAUUCACACUACCACGCUGCCAGACUGCUCAUUUCACGCUACCACACUGCCAGGCUGCUAAAUUCACACUACCACGCUGCCAGACUGCUCAUUUCACGCUACCACACUGCCAGGCUGCUAAAUUCACACUACCACGCUGCCAGACUGCUCAUUUCACGCUACCACACUGCAAGGCUGCUAAAUUCACACCACCAUGCUGCCAGACUGCUCAUUUAUUUCGCUACCACACUGCCAGGCUGCUAACGUCACGAUACCACGCUGCCAGGCUGCUAACGUCACGAUACCACGCUGUCAUGCUUCUUAUGCUUUGUUUAAAUGAAUAA